AUGGAUCCUGCUGGCUAUACCGAUCCCGAAACACCAACACCCAUGCCACAUGCCGCUGCUUAUGGUGCAUAUCCUGUUCAGGUAAUCAAAAAAGUUCUUCAUAUACCGCGAGGCUAUGAUCCUCUAAUGGUGUACGCGGCAAUCAAGAGAGAAAUGGAAGACUUAGGCUUUUUAGGUCCUCUCAACAUUGAGGUUGUUGCAGUGGAGGGUCGUAUACCUAUGGACAUCUUGAAAAGGCUCAAGCGAACUGGGAUUAAGUUCAUUUCAGCGGACCACAGUGGACCUCAAGCAUCAAAUGAACUUAAUCCCAGCUUUGCAUCUGAGUCUUUUGAUUUAGCCUUUGGUUACGUUGGAGUUGACUCAUCGCUGAGAAAAUUGUAUCUCGAAUAUGAGAUGAAGCUGGACAAUGAUCCAGUCUAUGGUGUUCGACCUACUACUCUUGGAGAUCUUGUUAAUUGGCACCAGCUUCUCGACUUUGUAGAGAAGAUUGAAAACGUCCCCGUCCAGAUUCACCUUUUUGCUGCUCAGUUAAAAGAGCACAAUGGGGAUAUAAGUGGUGCUAGAGCUGCAUACUAUUUAGUGCACUCCGAAGUUUCUCCCGGACUUAUUGAAGCAAUCAUCGCUAUAGCUUUGGGCGAUACUGAAUCAAAUUACAAGCAAAGCACUGCAAUUUGUAAAGAAGCAGCGGAUCCUCGCUUCUCUUUCAUCCGAUCUCAAAUCACAGUUACCAAGAUGGCGUAUGAACUAACUGAGCAAAAAAAAGUUGGGUUAGGCCUCAUUGGUUUUGGUUUAUCUUUCACGUUUCUUGGUGUCAUCUUAUACUUUGACAGAGGCUUGCUCGCUCUAGGAAACUUAUUUUGGUUGAUAGGUGUUGGCCUUUUAAUUGGUUGGCAGCCAACUUGGAGACUAUUUACCAACAUCAAUAACUUGAGGGGCACAGUCUGUUUCGUCCUUGGAAUCUUUCUUAUAUUUGUACGCUGGCCAAUAGUCGGCAUUAUCUUGGAGAUAUACGGUUGCAUUGUCCUAUUCGGCGGAUUUUGGUCCACCUUAAAGAUGUUCCUCUCGCAGAUUCCUUUUGUUGGAUGGAUAAUACAGUAUCCUCUCAUGGUUCUUGAGCAACUUGUACGAGGCGCUCGUUGA
Molecule: messenger RNA, 1140 nt
Organism: Microthlaspi erraticum
Lineage: Eukaryota; Viridiplantae; Streptophyta; Magnoliopsida; Brassicales; Brassicaceae
Source: the annotation of a GenBank genome assembly